AUGUUUCAUUUUGUUCAUAUCUAUCUAUCUAUCUAUCUAUCUAUCUAUCUAUCUAUCUCAGGAUGUUCAUAUCUAUCUAUCUAUCUAUCUAUCUAUCUAUCUAUCUAUCUCAUUCUGCUCAUUAUCAAUAUUAAUAAAACAAAUCAAUACGCCUACGCCUUAUCCUCGAUACCCGAUCACUUACCCAGAUGCCUCACCAACGAAUACAGCGCACACUUACACAGAUUUCGGAUGAACCAUGAUUGGACGAUCUUAAACAGAUUUCUGUUGUGCCCAAAUUACAAAACGUUACACAUUACGACGUCUUUCUUUCGUUUUUCCUCAACAUUUUCAAUUGAAUUCUCUUGUUGCUCUUUCUUUCAUCAGCCUAUUAAUUUCUCUUUCUUUUUUAUAUCUUUAUUCGUUUGUUUUUUAUUUCGUUUUUUAUAUUUUAUUUCACUUGUUUUUCUUUCUUUUUUAUAUUUUUAUUCGUUUGUUUUUUCUUUCUUUUUAUAUUUUUAUUCGUUUGUUUUUUCUUUCUUUUUAUAUUUUUAUUCGUUUGUUUUUUCUUUCUUUUUUAUAUAUUCAUUCGUUUGUUUUUUCCUUCUUUUUUAUAUUUUUAUUCGUUUGUUUUUUCUUUUUAUAUUUUUAUUCGUUUGUUUUUUCUUUCUUUUUAUAUUUUAUUCGCUUGUUUUUCUUUCUUUUUUAUAUUUUAUUUCGCUUGUUUUUUCUUUCUUUUUUCAUAUGUUUAUUCGCUUGUUUUUUCUUUCUUUUUUAUAUUUUUAUUCGUUUUUUUUCUUUUUAUAUUUUUAUUCGUUUGUUUUUUCUUUCUUUUUAUAUUUUUAUUCGUUUGUUUUUUCUUUCUUUUUUAUAUUUUAUUUCGCUUGUUUUUUCUUUCUUUUUUAUAUUUUUAUUCGUUCAUUUUUUCUUUUUUUUUUAUAUGUUUAUUCGUUUGUCUUUUCUUUCUUUUUAUAUUUUUAUUCGUUUGUUUUUUCUUUCUUUUUAUAUUUUUAUUCGUUUGUUUUUCUUUUUUUUAUAGUUUUAUUCGUUUGUUUUUCUUUCUUUAUGUAUUUUUAUUCACUUGUUUUUUCUUUUUAUAUUUUUAUUCGUUUGUUUUUUCUUUCUUUUUUAUAUUUUUAUUCGUUUGUUUUUUCUUUCUUUUUAUAUUUUUAUUCGUUUGUUUUUUCCUUCUUUUUUAUAUUUUAUUUCGCUUGUUUUUUCUUUUUUUCUUUUUAUUCGUUUGUUUUUUCUUUCUUUUUAUAUUUUAUUCGCUUGUUUUUCUUUCUUUUUUAUAUUUUAUUCGUUUGUUUUUUCUUUCUUUUUUAUAUUUUUAUUCGCUUGUUUUUUCUUUUUUUAUAUUUUUAUUCGUUUGUUUUUUCUUUCUUUUUUAUAUUUUUAUUCGUUUGUUUUUUCUUUCUAUUUUAUAUUUUUAUUCGUUUGUUUUUUCUUUCUUUUUAUAUUUUUAUUCGUUUGUUUUUUCUUUUUUAUAUUUUUAUUAGUUUCUUUUUUCUUUCUUUUUUAUAUAUUUAUUCGCUUGUUUUUUCUUUUUUUAUAUUUUUAUUCGUUUGUGUUUUUUUUCUUUUUAUAUUGUUAUUCGUUUGUUUUUUCUUUCUUUUUUUAUCUUUAUUUGUUUGUUUUUUCAACACUUCUUCUUCUUCUUCUUCUUCUUCUUCUUCUUAUUAUUAUUAUUAUUAUCUUCUUCUUCCUCCCCCUCCUCCAUCUCCCUAUCCUUCGUCUUCUUCCGCCUCCUCCUCUUUUUUCUUCUUCAUCUUCUUCCGCCUCCUCCUCUUUCUUCUUUUUCUUUUUCCUCCACCUCUUCCUCCCUCUCCAUACCUUCAUCUUUCAUCUCCUCCUCUUCCUUCUUCUUCUUCUUCUUCUUUUCCUUCUCCUUUCCUUCUUCUUAUCUUCUUCUUCCUCCCCCUCCUCCAUCUCCCUAUCCUUUAUCUUCUUCCGCCUCCUCCUCUUUCUUCUUCUUUUUCUUUUUCCUCCACCUCCUCCUCCCUCUCCAUACCUUCAUCUUUCAUCUCCUCCUCUUUCUUCUUCUUCUUCUUCUUCUUUUCCUUCUCCUCUCCUUCUUCUUAUCUUCUUCUUCCUUCCCCUCCUCCAUCUCCCUAUCCUUCGUCUUCUUCCGCCUCCUCCACUUUUUUCUUCUUCAUCUUCUUCCGCCUCCUCCUCUUUCUUUUUCUUUUUCCUCCAACUCCCUCUUCAUACCUUCAUCUUUCAUCUCCUCCUCUUUCUUCUUCUUCUUCUUCUUCUUCUUCUUCUUCUUCUUCUCUCCUUCUUCUUAUCUUCUUCUUCCUCCCCCUCCUCCCUCUCCCUAUCUUUCGCCUCCUACUAUUUUUCAUUUUCAUCUUCCUCCUCCUCCUCCUCCUCUUUCUUCUUCUUUUUCUUCUUCCUCCACCUCCUCCUCCCUGUCCAUACCCUUCAUCUUCUAUCUCCUCCUCUUUCUUCUUCUUCUUCUUCUUCUUCUUCUUCUUCUUCUUUCAGUAUUUCCCCUUCCUCCUCUCUGCAUCUCUUCCCCACCCCAGCUAA
Acanthosepion pharaonis is the source of this 2511-nucleotide messenger RNA. NCBI's taxonomy places the organism in Eukaryota, Metazoa, Mollusca, Cephalopoda, Sepiida, Sepiidae. The record is from the annotation of a GenBank genome assembly.